ACCCCUGCGGUUUCUUUUGUUUUGAUGUCGCAGAGCAUCACUUCAGCCCAGCAAAACUCGGCUUUCCCUCUUAGUUUACCAAUGACACGGUCCUAAACGACGCAAGGAAUAUGUUUCAAAAACGUCGGUCUCACAGCCUCUCAAAUAGCUUGAAUAGUUUGUUUAAAGUCUGUGUUUGACUGAACAGUCUGAAUCAGUCGCGCUAAUUCGCUAACGUUAGCUGUCAAGUAUAACCAUGGAGAUUUAUUUGAUCAGAUCGUUCAUCUGAUUUCACCCUAAAGAGCGUGUCGUAGUCAGUACAUCCAACAACGGAGUGUGUGCUUUCAUUUCUCACAUUUGGAAAGCUUGUUUGGUCCAUUUUAAGACAGCAAAGGAGGACGGUGCAGAUCUUUCAAUGGGCGAAGAGAAGCCAGAGACGCUGGAUUUUGUAAAGGACUUUCAGGAGUACCUGAGUCAGCAGACGCAGCAUGUCAACAUGAUAUCUGGCUCAGUCAUUGGAGUGAAGGAGACUGGAGACCUCCAAGGAGAACUUGGUCAGAAUGGCCUGGAGCAUCCAUCAGUGGAUAUAUCCUUGGAAGAUAGUUCAGGGAUGUUGGUGGAUGGCUUUGAGAGGACAUAUGAUGGCAAACUCAAGUGCCGCUACUGCAGCUAUGCCACCAGGGGCACCGCACGGCUUAUCGAGCACAUUCGCAUUCACACAGGUGAAAAACCCCACAGAUGCCACCUGUGUCCUUUUGCAUCAGCCUACGAGCGUCACCUGGAGGCGCACAUGCGCUCUCACACGGGCGAGAAGCCUUACAAGUGUGAGCUCUGCUCCUUCCGUUGCAGUGAUCGCAGUAACCUUUCUCAUCACCGUCGUCGUAGACACAAACUCCUGCCCAUGAAGGGUGCACGUUCAACUCUCUCUCACAGAAAGAUGCUCAGUGUCCUGCAGAAGAGAGGAGGCUCUUUGGGUUAUGGCCGCCGGCUGCUCAUCAACCUCAGCCCACCGUCUAUGGUGUUGCAAAAGCCCAGCUCUGAGCAGCACCACUUGGGUGACUUCGGUCAUGAUCUCCCUUCUCAUGCCCACCUCCAUCAGGAGGCCUAUAACGGUCUAGGGAAGGAUCCACAAACUAGUGGAGCAAUUGGAGUUGGCUCCAGGGAGGACCAGGACAUGGCAUUGGACAACCCUUUGAACCAGCUUUCUACUUUGGCAGGUCAACUUUCCAGCAUUCCACCAGAAGAUCAGGGAGCCCCAGUAUCUCCUGGAGCAGAAUCUCUACCGGAUGAGAAACCCACAUUCCUUGUCCAGCAGCCUGUUACGGCACCCGCUGCUGUCUCUGUCAGUGCAGCCCAGGCUUCUUCUCCCAUCACGCCUGAGCCCAGACCAGCUGCUCACAGUGGCUGCAGCCCAGGGGUGGGACCCUGCAGCGAGAGAACCAGCACUCCCAGUGGCACCAACAGCCAGCCAGGGACACCCAAUCCAGUACAGGAUCCCCAGAUGCUGCACCACUGUCCCCACUGUCACAUAUAUUUCCCUGACAACAUCCUCUACACCAUUCACAUGGGCUGCCAUGGUUAUGAGAACCCUUUUCAAUGUAACAUAUGUGGACACAUGUGCAGAAACAGUUAUGACUUUGCCUGUCACUUUGCAAGAGGCCAUCACAAAUAAAGACACAUGCAACCGGUCUGGGUGUUGCUGGCAUCUUCUUUGUCCCAUUAUAGAAUAAUGGAAUUCUAGUAUUUGGAACAUUCCAAAGACAACAUUGGAUGACCAUGUUUUGUAUAGCUUAUGUCUAUGUUUAUUUAACUGAUAUUGACAUGUUAGGCUGAAGUGAACCAGUUUUGGAGUGUAAAGUUUGGUCUUUAAAAGGGUAGAAACGUGGAUACUAAUUUUUAAUGGUGUCCUUCACUUCAGAAGUCAUCUCAGAUUUCUCCAGUUGGAGAUCCUGGGGAAUUUACUUAACUUUGCAGUUAUUCAGAACACAACACACCCUCAUAGAUUUAGCCUCAAAUCUGUGUUAUAAGUGCCAGAGAUCAGUAAUCAGUGCCUACAGUUAUUUUCUGAAAGUUGAAGAAUUUUUUUUAUUUUUUUUAUUUAUUUUUUUUACAUUUGGAAUUCAGUGACAUGAAAGACAAUACAUUUUAUGGCUACUCUUAACGUUUUAUAUAUACUGUAGAAAAAUGGCAUUGCCAAAUUUAAUAAUUCUGCUCCUCAUAUAAUAAAUGAUUAAUUAUUAAAAAUGAUUAUUUGUCUAUUGGUUAAGAGAGCUGCAUUAUUUUAACUUAAAUCGACAUGGUUGAGAUUAAAAACGAAUUUAUGUAGCACAAGUAAGUUGGCUGUAGUGUCCCAUAAGAUUGUUGUUCAAAUGUAUCAUUUUACUGUAGAGGCCCGGGAUCCUUUCCUUCCUUAGAACCAUAGCACAUGGCUGUAUACACUGUUUUCGUGAAGCAGUGUGAACACACGGAUACGUUAAAAACUCAAUUCUCUCUAUCUCUUUCAUUCUCUUUCCUGCAUUACUACCACCAGUGCCAUGCUGUAAAUGUUAUUUGUAAUGUUUCUGGAAACAUCUGUGGUGCUACAAAUAAACUUUUAUAUGCCUGUCUGCAUAAUGAACUAAAUUAACAGAUAAGUAUUGUAUAAAAUGUUAUGGUGAAUUUGAUGUUGGAUGUCAAUAAACCUGAAUAGGUUUGAUGAGCA
Myxocyprinus asiaticus (Chinese sucker) is the source of this 2680-nucleotide messenger RNA. RefSeq names its product zinc finger protein Pegasus-like. The transcript has 4 exons. NCBI's taxonomy places the organism in Eukaryota, Metazoa, Chordata, Actinopteri, Cypriniformes, Catostomidae. Bases 395 to 1651 code for a protein of 418 amino acids. Gene Ontology annotation, molecular function: RNA polymerase II cis-regulatory region sequence-specific DNA binding; DNA-binding transcription factor activity. The record is from RefSeq and is a predicted model, not a curated record. Gene Ontology annotation, biological process: regulation of transcription by RNA polymerase II.